Synchytrium microbalum is the source of this 2190-nucleotide messenger RNA. RefSeq lists its product as uncharacterized. The transcript has 15 exons. NCBI's taxonomy places the organism in Eukaryota, Fungi, Chytridiomycota, Chytridiomycetes, Synchytriales, Synchytriaceae. Gene Ontology annotation, molecular function: ATP binding; 3'-5' DNA helicase activity; single-stranded DNA helicase activity. Gene Ontology annotation, cellular component: nucleus; MCM complex. Bases 1 to 2190 code for a protein of 729 amino acids. The record is from RefSeq and is a predicted model, not a curated record. Gene Ontology annotation, biological process: DNA replication initiation; double-strand break repair via break-induced replication; DNA replication.
AUGGCUACAGCUUUCGGUUGGGAUGAAAGCCAAACAAGAGCAACCAGUGUCCUGGCUGGCGAGGAUGCAGCAAACCAAACAGAUCAAUUAAAGAAAUACUGCGACAAAUUCAUUGAAUUCAUACGUACAUUUCGUAUCGACAAUGAAUUCUUGUACAGGGACAUGAUCCGUGGAUCCAUAAUGGCUAAAAAGUACUUUAUUGAAGUUGAUUUGGCACAUUUGAUGAGCUAUGAUGAGGGACUUGCAAAUGAUUUGAAGGAACGACCUGGUGAUUUAUUACAUCAGUUCGAACUGGCUGUAGAGUCAGUUGCGAAGCAAAACACUCUGUCAUCAACUACGACUACCUCUGACGAGAUGUCGAAUCAAUGGCAAGUCAUGGUGCUGUCUAAUGCAAAUCCAGUUCCUAUUCGAGAUCUAGACUCCACCUACAUCUCUCAUCUCGUUCGUCUCUCUGGAAUCAUCAUUUCAGCAUCCAUGCUGUCUGCGAAGCCAACUGAAAUCCACUUGAGAUGUAAAUCUUGUCGUGAUGUCCAAAUCGUGGCUCCCAAGAGAGGAAUGGAGGGUAUUGAAAUGCCGAGAUCUUGUUUAGCUGGAAGAAAUCAAGAAACGGGAUCAAAGAACUGCGGACCCAAUCCUUAUGAGCUUGAUAUGGACAAGUCCAAGUUUGUUGAUUCGCAACGAUUAAAAUUACAAGAGGCUCCUGAUAUGGUGCCUGUUGGUGAAUUGCCUAGGCAUAUGCUGUUGUAUUGUGAUCGUUGGUUGACGGAAAAAGUCAUUCCUGGUACUCGAGUGACGGUGACUGGUAUUUUCGCUAUAUAUGACAAUUCGGGUAAAUCCAAAGGUCCCGUCGCCAUUCAACACUCUUACAUCCGUGUUGUCGGCAUGCAGACGGAUGUGGAAGCAAGUGGUCGAUCGAAUAGGACCUUCACUCCCUCGGAAGAAGAGAUCUACCUCGCAAUGUCUCGUCGACCAAACAUUUACGAAGAGUUCGCUAGCAGUAUUGCACCACCUAUUUAUGGCAAUGAAGACAUUAAGAAGGCCAUUGCAUGCCUGCUUCUGGGUGGAUCUAAAAAAAUCCUACCAGAUGGAAUGAGAUUACGAGGAGAUAUUAAUGUGCUCUUGUUGGGAGAUCCUGGUACAGCUAAAUCUCAGUUGCUCAAGUUUGUUGAGAAGGUUGCUCCCAUUGGUGUAUAUACUUCUGGAAAGGGUAGUAGUGCUGCAGGUUUGACGGCUUCUGUUGUUCGUGAUCCAAGCACGCGCGAGUUUUACUUGGAAGGAGGUGCCAUGGUGUUGGCUGAUGGUGGUGUUGUAUGUAUUGAUGAAUUUGACAAGAUGAGAGAAGAAGAUCGUGUUGCUAUUCAUGAAGCCAUGGAACAGCAAACCAUCUCUAUUGCCAAAGCAGGCAUCACAACAAUUCUCAACUCUCGGACUUCGGUAUUGGCUGCUGCUAAUCCUGUAUUUGGUCGAUAUGAUGACAUGAAGACUCCUGGGGAGAACAUUGACUUCCAAUCUACCAUCUUGUCUCGUUUCGACUUGAUCUUUAUUGUGAAGGAUGAAUGGAAUGAAGCCCGUGAUAGAACGAUUGCCAAACACGUGUUGAAUGUACAUAUGAACAACCGUACUGCUCAAUCUGAAGCAGCAGUAGGGGAAUUUGAUAUGCAGAGAAUGCGAGGGUAUAUCAGUUAUUGCAAGACAAAAUGCGCACCAAGGUUGACACCAGAAGCAGCAGCUAAAUUGAGUAGUCACUUUGUGGAAGUUCGUGGCAAAGUUGCACAAAUGGAGAAAGAUAAUCAAAGAAAGUCUGCCAUCCCUAUUACUGUUCGUCAAUUGGAAGCCAUUGUCCGUGUAUCAGAAUCGGUAGCAAAGAUUGCACUUUCACCUGUUGUUACUGAACGACAUGUGGAUGAAGGCAUUCGACUAUUCAAUGUUUCAACCAUGAGUGCAGUAGAUUCAGGACGAGUUGAGGGACUUUCUCGUGCCGAGUAUAAUGAAGAAGUAGGACGUAUACGUGAUCAAAUCAAUCGUCGUCUUCCAGUUGGAUCUCAAGUAUCUGAGAGAGCUCUGAAAGAUGACUUGAUUCGCCAGGGAUUCACGAAUGCAGCAGUAGAUCGUUCGAUUGGAAUGAUGGUUGGUCGAGAGAUCUUGCAAUACAAGCAACGUAGGAUGGUCUUGUUCCGUGCUGGAUUGUAG